AUGUUUACUAAAGGCAUAGAUGGAGUAUUAAGGUAUGGAACCAAACUUUAUGUGCCCGAUAGUGAUGGAUUGAGAAGAGAAAUAUUGGAAGAAGCACACAUGGCAGCCUAUGUGGUACAUCUAGGGGUUACAAAGAUGUAUCAAGAUUUGAAAGAGGUAUAUUGGUGGGAAAGACUUAAGAAAGAUGUAGCUGAGUUCGUCUCCAAGUGCUUGGUUUGUCAACAAGUUAAAGUAGAGCAUAAAAGGCCUACAGGGCUACUACAGCCAUUACCAGUGCCCGAAUGGAAAUGGGAGCAUAUUGCAAUGGAUUUUGUAACGGGGGGGGCACAAUUCACCAGUAGGUUCUGGAAAAAGUUACAAGAAGCGUUGGGCACUAAGUUGGAUUUUAGCACAGCUUUCCACCCUCAGACUGAUGGACAGUCUGAACAGACAAUACAAAUAUUAGAAGAUAUGUUGAGGGCCUGUGUAAUAGACCUUGGGGUCAGGUUACCCAUUGGAUGGCUAGAGGUGGGAGAAAGGAAACUCUUGGGGCCUAAGUUGGUACAUUACGCCAUUGAGAAAAUAUGUAUGAUUCAUCAAAGGAUGUUCUCAGCACAAAGUAGACAAAAGUCAUAUGCUGAUAACAGACGAAGGAACUUGGAGUUUCAAGUGGGGGAUCAUGUAUUUUUGAAGGUCUCACUAACAAAAAGGGUAAUGAGGUUUGGCAAGAAGGGAAAAUUGAGCCCUUGGUAUAUAGGACCUUUCGAGAUUUUGGAAAAGGUUAGAGCAAUGGCAUAUCACUUGGCAUUACCGCCAGACCUUUCAAAUAUUCACCCCGUGUUUCAUGUGUCAAUGCUUAGGAAGUAUAACCCAUAUCCAUCUCAUGUAAUACGGUAUGAAACCAUCCAACUAAAAGAUGAUUUGACCUAUGAGGAGCAACCGGUAGCUCUCCUUGAUUGA
This is a messenger RNA of Theobroma cacao (cacao), 939 nucleotides long. NCBI's taxonomy places the organism in Eukaryota, Viridiplantae, Streptophyta, Magnoliopsida, Malvales, Malvaceae. The record is from RefSeq and is a predicted model, not a curated record.